Molecule: messenger RNA, 419 nt
Organism: Xenia sp. Carnegie-2017
Lineage: Eukaryota; Metazoa; Cnidaria; Anthozoa; Malacalcyonacea; Xeniidae
Product: dynein axonemal heavy chain 12-like
Exons: 4
Coding region: 24-419 (131 amino acids)
Biological process (GO): microtubule-based movement
Cellular component (GO): dynein complex
Molecular function (GO): dynein intermediate chain binding; minus-end-directed microtubule motor activity; dynein light intermediate chain binding
Source: RefSeq, a predicted model, not a curated record
AAGCUAUCAAAGGUUUAGUGGUCAUGUCCGCUGCUUUAGAAGAACUUUCAUCCAGUCUUCUUGUGGGCAAGGUUCCUGCUAUGUGGAUGAAAAGAUCAUAUCCUAGUUUAAAACCGUUGGGAGGCUAUGUUACGGACCUGCUGAAUCGUUUGAAAUUUUUACAGGAAUGGUAUGACAAUGGAAAGCCUUCUGUCUUUUGGAUAUCUGGAUUUUACUUCACACAGGCAUUCUUAACUGGAGCGAAGCAAAAUUACGCGCGGAAAUACACCAUUCCUAUUGACUUGCUUGGAUUCGACUUCAAGGUAGCUGAAUUAACAAUUAUAGCGAAAAUAAGUGUAUUGUUACAUGGUAAUUUAUUCACGGAAAAUAAAGGUUUUUCUCAAUUUACACCCAUUAUAAAACGACAAUUGGAUAGUUAG